Neogale vison (American mink) is the source of this 2796-nucleotide messenger RNA. RefSeq names its product crystallin gamma S (gene CRYGS). Gene Ontology annotation, biological process: visual perception; lens development in camera-type eye. The transcript is spliced from 2 exons. Gene Ontology annotation, molecular function: structural constituent of eye lens. Bases 2108 to 2701 code for a protein of 197 amino acids. Lineage: Eukaryota; Metazoa; Chordata; Mammalia; Carnivora; Mustelidae. The record is from RefSeq and is a predicted model, not a curated record.
CUCUGCCUACUUGUGAUCUCUCUCUCUGUCAAAUAAGUAAAUAAAAAUCUUAAAAAAAAAAAAAAUGAAUCACAAGUCACUGACCAGGACUUUUGCACAGCAGUCUACUCUCUUGCCUGCAACGGACUUGUAACUAGCUAUUGACCUUAGGCGAUCAUUUAACUUCUUUAUCUGUAGCCACAGUAGCAAAGUCUAUUGGCAAUUAUGAACCCGAUUAAACUAAGAGCUUUAUUGGUAUUAUCCCUUCUCAGAACAGCCCUCUGGAGUGCAUAUUGUUAUCCAGGUUUACAAAUGAAGAGCCUAAGCUUUGAAGAGUGGUUCAGUGGCCUAUCCAAGGUCACAGAGAUAGUGACUAGUGGGUGCUGCAAUUCUGUUUUCAUCUGAGACUGAGACGCCAUGUAUCUCUCAGUCUGCUGUGCUGAAGUGGGAAAUGGAGGUGGAAGAGAAAUUUGGGAGAGGACAAAAGGAAAUGGAGUCGAUGAUUUAGGGAUGAGAAGGGGUCGGGAAGCUCAUAAGGAACAGAAAACAAGAGGGGAGAGAGACUGGAAGGGUAGAUUAAGGUGGCAGGCAAUACCCAUCAGUAGCCUAUGAUCUAGAAAGUCUCUCCUGGGGUAGAAAACACUGAGGUUUUAUGGCCUUUUGAAAGUCAUUCUUGGUUUCUGACUUUCCAUCAUUCCUUACAUCUCAUCAGUCGCCAAAUCCCCGGCUCCAUUUGACUGUUUGUUCCCUCCGUGUCAUCAGCUAGCAGUUGCCAUUUGGCUGGCCUGCACCACCUCCACCACACUCACAGCAACCACCUGCUUCCACGCACUCCAACCAAAGGGAUUCUAGCAUGGCAUCCGUUAUUUCUGGAUACUUCACCACAUACACUAUAUGCGUCAAGCUUGAACUACUUGUUCCUGUGGUGGGCCAUGUUCUUUUGUUCCUUGCAUGGGCAAUCCUUUUUUCUCUUCCCCCGGAAACCCCCUCCUUAUCCUUCAAUCUUCACCUCAAAGAUCCUCUCAAGACUACCUGUCUCUACUCCUUUCCCAUGAAAUGCUUGACCUGGUUUUCUUUUUCUAAACUGGUAACGCCAAUUAGCCACGAGGUGGCAGCAUAACGCUAGGGAAUUAACUGCUUGACUCCACACCUGUUCUUUCCGUUUCGAUUGUAAACUAGCAUUUAUCUUGGAUUGUGGAACUGUAGAACAAGAAGGGGCAAACACUACGGUCCAUUUGGCCUGGUGGUUUUCAGAAGCUGCGUUAAGAAGCCCCAGGAGCGCCUAGGAACUCUAUUUCCUGCUGCAAACAGGAACGUUUUAUUUUUACCCAUAUUUAUACCCAGACCUUUAAUCUAGUGUAGUCCUUCAUCUGACAAGUGGGAAGCAGGAGCCCAGAGAGGCAGCUUGCCUGAGCUAGUGAGUCUGACUGUAGAGAUGCAGCUCAAGAGCCCAGAUUUAUAAUUUCCCAGUUCUCGGAGCUGCACACUGCUGUGCCGUCAGAGGUCUCAGGCUUACCCCACAGGUUGUGGGGCAAACUUGGGAAAGAGUUUGAGGAAAAGAACAUUCUUGACUUGCCAUUUUGUUGCCUUGUAACUACUCUGUUGGCAAUAAAUUAAUAACACAGAGCACAAAAUAUUGUCAUGCAUAUGCUCUAUAUCCAUCUGAAAUAAGCUCCCUAAAGCUAAGGUCUGUUUUACUUUUCUCUGUAUAUCUUCGUAUCACCUAGAGUGAAUGUCUGCAUUUGGAACUCCUCAUCUUCAUGCAACACUGAUUGAGGGUUUUUCCAGUGGUGGGUGCAGGGGUCCAUAGCUUAAAUAAGGCUUGGUCCUUGCCCCUGGAAAAAGUCUAGUAAGAGUCUGAUGGGAGAGAGAUAUGUAAGUGGAUAAUUUAUUUUCUUAGGCGAUGAGUACCGUGAGUUAGGGGAACAAAGAGGAAGAAGCCAUGAACUUGGGUCUGGCUUAUCUUAGGGCACUCUUUUAUUUUGCUUCAUUUUAAGCCUUCAGAAAGUUCUCCUUCCUGUUGUUGACAGCUAAAGUCGUCUGCCAGAAGGUAGGUGUUGGGAGGUGAGGUGGAACUCCGAAUUUCCUCCUCAACAUCAAAGAGAAAGGAAUUUCCAAAGUGGGGACUAUGUUCUUGGUCUUUAGUUUUUUAGGAAUAAAGCCACCCAACUCCCCAGUUCCUCUCUUUAUUCGCCUCACACUUCAGAUCACUUUCUAUGAGGACAAGCACUUUCAAGGCCGCCACUAUGACUGUGACUGCGACUGCGCCGAUUUCCACAUGUACCUGAGUCGCUGCAACUCCAUUCGAGUGGAGGGAGGCACCUGGGCCGUGUACGAAAGGCCCAACUUCGCGGGCUACAUGUACAUCCUGCCCCGGGGCGAGUACCCCGAGUACCAGCACUGGAUGGGCCUCAACGACCGCCUCAGCUCCUGCCGAGCUGUUCACCUGUCUAGUGGAGGCCAGUAUAAGAUUCAGAUCUUCGAGAAAGGAGAUUUUAAUGGUCAGAUGUACGAAACCACUGAAGAUUGCCCUUCCAUCAUGGAGCAAUUUCACAUGCGAGAGGUGCACUCCAGUAAGGUGCUGGAUGGUGUCUGGAUUUUCUACGAGCUACCCAACUACCGCGGCAGGCAGUACCUCCUGGACAAGAAGGAGUACCGGAAGCCCAUCGAUUGGGGUGCAGCUUCCCCAGCUGUGCAGUCUUUUCGCCGCAUUGUGGAGUAAUGACGUGGAGGGGGCCGAAAGCUUCUCCCAGGGGGCCACUUGCUGGCCAGCCUUGUCACCCAAAUAGGCAUCAUAAAUAAAACAAUUGGCAUGCA